Molecule: messenger RNA, 975 nt
Organism: Purpureocillium takamizusanense
Lineage: Eukaryota; Fungi; Ascomycota; Sordariomycetes; Hypocreales; Ophiocordycipitaceae
Gene: RPS22
Product: 40S ribosomal protein S22
Exons: 2
Coding region: 435-827 (130 amino acids)
Biological process (GO): translation
Cellular component (GO): cytosolic small ribosomal subunit; ribosome
Molecular function (GO): structural constituent of ribosome
Source: RefSeq, a predicted model, not a curated record
ACGAUACUUUUUUUUCCCCCUCUGCUUCUCGACCACACUCUCUACCAAGAACCAGUCCGACAAACACACCUGUGAGGUAUGUAUGAUUCCAAGGGCUGACGGCGAUCGGGAUGCGGCAGGAUGAUGCCUCUAUCAGCGGCAGGAGGAAGCAAUCGUGAGCGCCGCCCGCGGUGAGGCGACUAGACGUCGCCGCCAGUCGUCGCCUUCGGCCCGGUGCGAUUAGGUUGGCGGUGUCGCGACCGACGAACCGCGGCAGGCAAACGCUCUCGAUACUCUUCUCUCCCUCAGCAAUGGGCGGCAGAACCCUCCUCGACCGAUCGCUGAGGGCACUCUCCCUGCUCAUGGCCGCGCGAGGCUAACGUCGAGUCUUUGCUCCUGGCAGAUACCUCAUUUCCAAUCCGACUUGAGAAUCUCCGCCCGACAACACCGCCAAAAUGGUCCGCACUUCGGUUCUCCACGAUGCCCUCAACUCCAUCAACAACGCCGAGAAGGCUGGCAAGCGCCAGGUCCUGAUCCGACCCAGCUCCAAGGUCAUCGUCAAAUUCCUGCAGGUCAUGCAGCGUCACGGCUACAUUGGCGAAUUCGAGGAGGUCGAUGAUCACCGCUCCGGCAAGAUCGUCGUUCAGCUGAACGGCCGCCUCAACAAGACUGGUGUCAUCUCCCCCCGCUACAACGUUCGCCUGGCCGAGCUCGAGAAGUGGGUUGUCAAGCUGCUGCCCGCUCGUCAGUUCGGCUACGUCAUCCUGACCACCUCGGCUGGCAUCAUGGACCACGAGGAGGCCCGCCGCAAGCACGUCGCUGGCAAGAUCAUUGGCUUCUUCUACUAGAGGAUGGAUGCCAACCGGGGCUUAAAAGUACAUGGGCAUGGUCGGCGUUCCGGGAGGCCAUGAUGAACAGUGGCCGAUGUUAUCAGCUGCCGUUGAAUGUAGCGCACUUUAGCUCUCUGAAUGGGACCUUAGAGGACGUGACGCCCUG